Messenger RNA from Theileria parva strain Muguga, 1898 nucleotides. RefSeq names its product CHY zinc finger family protein. The coding region runs from base 68 to 1753 and encodes 561 amino acids. NCBI's taxonomy places the organism in Eukaryota, Apicomplexa, Aconoidasida, Piroplasmida, Theileriidae. Gene Ontology annotation, molecular function: zinc ion binding. The transcript is spliced from 9 exons. The record is from RefSeq and is a predicted model, not a curated record.
AAUAAAUACCAUCAUAUAUAAGUAGAUAGUUUUUUACCUCCACCUGAGGUAAUAUAACUAAAAUAAAAUGAACGAUGAUGACUGUUUCCUGGAACUCUUCAAGCUCCAAAAGAUGUUUGAAAAUUCAUUUCACAUCACUAAUCCAAAACAAGAAAAUUCAAUAGAAAAAGUGUAUAAUAACGAGACAGUUUCAAUAAAUGUAUUAUUAAAGCCCACAGACCCAGAUUUUGAUAAAACAAUCUUAUCAAUUAAUGAAGGAAUAAAAAUUAAUCUUAAUUUACAUCGAGUAUCUAUAAAUAAUUAUCCUGAAUUCACAAGAGAGCCUUCGCAAGACCAUGGAAUCCCGAAUUUAAACUCAAAUUUAGAUCAUUUACCAAAUUAUCAGAAUUAUCAAAGUAGAGCCGGAACAUACUACGAAGUGAAGGACAUAUCCGAUAUCAGUAUAGAUGAUGAUACACUCUCAGAACAUUUUAAAAAUUCUAUAAAGAAAGUCCUGAUAGACUACAUUUCUAAAAACUCCAAGCUCAGGAAGUAUGUAAUAUAUGAGUCUCUAAAAUUUUUGGAUAAAAAUCUGCUCAAAAUAUACAAUAUAUCAGAAUCUGUUAAAAGCAGUCGUAUUAAUAAUGUAGUAACGGAAGGAACCGAUUCAAAAAAUGAUUUAGAAAAAAAUACAACUCCAAAAUCCCCAAAUUUAGAUAUCCCAUGGACCCUGGAGGAGCAAAAAUGUCUUGAAGAUGGCUUGGUCAGAUCGAAGGGGAUUACCGACCCAAGAGAGAAAUGGUUACUAAUUUCUAAAAUGGUAAAGACUAGAACGCCAGAAGAGUGUAGGAAACGCUUCCUAAGAUGUAGAGAAGUACUAGUUAAGAAGAAUAAACCAGAAGAAACUAAGGAACCGGAACAACCAACUUACUCACUCGACAGGACAGGCUCCUUGUCAUUUUCAAGACUGGAAAUGAUUAAACUGUCAUUGGGAAGGAUAGGAACAUUCUCAAUGGAUAUCGUAUGUUUGCGGUGUACCGAUAGGAUUGAGGUCACAUUGGCAGACCUGGGUGAAAAGACAAUUAUUUACUCUAAAAUCUGCCAAAAGUGUAGCGUUCCAAUUAGGUGUGAGUUCACACCUUCACUCUUCUUCCCAUCACAGCUAACGUUUGGAAAUCUGUCACUUUUAAACUCGGAUUUUAUCGAUAUUAAUCACGCUGAAUUUAAACUAACUUGUGAAGAUUGUGAGACACAACUAAGAAUUAGAGAAGUUAAAAUAGGAGAUAAAAAGAGUUUAAACUGUCGAGGCUGUUUUACCAAGUUUCUAUUCUCUUUUGAUAGUGUUCAAUUUGGAAGAGGAGAGGAGCCAACAACGGAAAGUUCAGUAAAGAAUGUUAUACGAUAUGAAAGGAAAACACCGACAGUAAAAGGAAUAAAAGUAGGAACACCCCUUCCAGGAAAUGGAACUUGCAAACAUUACAAAAAGUCGUUCAGAUGGUUCAGAUUCCCAUGCUGCGGAAGACUUUUCCCCUGCGACAUCUGCCAUGACGAAGCCACAGAUCACCAUUGUGAAUAUGCCAACUUUAUCGUAUGUGGCUACUGCUCAACACAACAAGCGGCAUCCAAUAAAGUUUGCAAAUUCUGUAGUAAAGGAUGCACAGCAACAUCAAGCUCACAUUGGGAGGGAGGGAAAGGUUGUAGAGAUGGUACGAAACUGAGUAGGAAGGAUUCUAAAAAAUAUAAAUUAAUUAAUAAAAAUAGCGGGAAAAAGUAAACUAAUGAAAUUCCGCUAGCCAGUGUAUAGUAAAAUCAUAUAAUCAAUUUAUCACCUAUAGUUGACUUAGGUGUAAAUUGCAGAGGGAAAAUACCAAUUAAAAAUAAUAUUUAUAAAUAAAUUUCAAUUUAAAUACAUAAUAGCG